Molecule: messenger RNA, 411 nt
Organism: Strongylus vulgaris
Lineage: Eukaryota; Metazoa; Nematoda; Chromadorea; Rhabditida; Strongylidae
Source: the annotation of a GenBank genome assembly
AUGUAUUUUAGAGACGUAACAAGACGACUUGCGAAGCGAGCGUUUGACCGUCUCGAAGGGAACGAAUUUGGGCUUUUCAAAAGAGUCGUAGACAAACGCGCUUUCGACAGGUCACUUUCAUUGAGGAUCAUCCGAACAUUUUGUUUUAUCUUGUCUCAAUUCAGACUAGAUUAUGCUGACUUCGGUCUGAGGAGGAAGCGCGAAUUUGACCGAAUAGCUAGAGCAGAGUUUGGCCUCACUGGUCUCCGUAGAAAACGAUCGUUCGAUAUAGCUUUCGAUGACUAUGGAUUGGGAGACAAACGAGCACUCGAUCGCAUUGGUGGUUCGGAAUUUGGACUUAUCAAGCGAUCCGUCGACCAUUACUCAGGCCGAGGUAUGUUACUUGCACAUGAUUGCGUAAUUCAUAUUUAA